GGAAGAAAAUUCAUAGUGAGGUGACAGUCAUCGUACCAUCCGUACUAUAAAAAGAACACACGAAGAAGACGAUGUAGAAAACCAGAAAAAUCAAGGUAUUUACGAGAAUUAAGCAAUAACAAUGGAAGGGAUAGAGCACCGAAUGGUUAAAGUGAAUGGCACAAACAUUCACAUAGCUGAAAAAGGUGAAGGUCCAGUCAUCCUUUUCCUCCAUGGCUUCCCUGAGCUUUGGUAUUCAUGGCGUCACCAAAUCCUCGCUUUAUCUUCCAUGGGUUACCGAGCCGUUGCUCCCGAUUUGAGAGGCUACGGCGACUCGGAUGUUCCCGACUCAGUCGACAGUUACACUUGUUUCCACAUAAUCGGCGAUCUAGUGGAGUUGAUAAACGUGGUGGAUCCGGAUGAAGGGAAGGUGUUUGUGGUAGGGCAUGACUGGGGAGCCAUACUAGGAUGGUAUUUGUGUAUGUUUAGGCCCGAUAAAGUGAAAGCAUUGGUGAAUUUGAGUGUGCCGUUUUUGAGGUUUCAUCGGGAAAUCAAGCCUGUUGAUUUCUGGAUAUCUUAUUAUGGCAGUGAUCAUUACAUGUCUAGAUUUCAGGAAUAUGGAGAAAUAGAAGGUGAAUUUGCAGAGAUUGGAGUGGAGAGAGUUGUGAAGGAAUAUUUGAGUGAUUUUCCAGUAUUAUUGCCAAAAGGGAAACUAUUUAAACGUCCAUUAGAUGAAGCAAUUACAUUGCCUUUUUGGUUAUCUGAGGAAGAAGCCAGUUACUAUGUCACCAAAUUCCAGAAAACUGGUUUCACUGGUCCACUGAACUUCUACAGAAACCUUAACAGAAACUGGGAACUAUUGAAACCAUGGGUGGGCAGUAAGAUCAAAACACCAGCCAAGUUCAUAAUGGGGGAUAAGGAUCUGGUUUAUGGUGUGCCUGGUAUGAAAGAUUACAUUCACAAUGGUGGGUUCCAAGAAGAUGUGCCAUCUCUGCAGCAAGUGGUGGUGAUGGAAGGUGUUGGCCAUUUCAUCAACAUGGAGAAACCAGACGAGAUCAACCAAUACAUUUAUGACUUCUUUACACAGUUUCAUUGAACCCAAAUAACAAAAAGAAAAAUAAAAAGUCCUUUCCUUUGCAAUGUGAAAAAAAAAUCAAUAAAGUUCAGGGGUUAAAUAUGUUAUUAUCCCAAAAGUCAAAACUAGUUUGGAGUGCCUGUGUUAUUUUUCGAUGAUAUAUUAAAUUUAUACAUUUGAUACCUAAAA
Gossypium arboreum is the source of this 1243-nucleotide messenger RNA. RefSeq lists its product as uncharacterized. The transcript is spliced from 3 exons. The coding region runs from base 122 to 1075 and encodes 317 amino acids. Gene Ontology annotation, molecular function: hydrolase activity. NCBI's taxonomy places the organism in Eukaryota, Viridiplantae, Streptophyta, Magnoliopsida, Malvales, Malvaceae. The record is from RefSeq and is a predicted model, not a curated record.